Messenger RNA from Aphanomyces astaci, 500 nucleotides. RefSeq lists its product as hypothetical. The record is from RefSeq and is a predicted model, not a curated record. NCBI's taxonomy places the organism in Eukaryota, Oomycota, Saprolegniomycetes, Saprolegniales, Verrucalvaceae. The transcript has a single exon. Bases 127 to 438 code for a protein of 103 amino acids.
CAGACACGCAACGACGACGAAAGAGACAAGCAACACGAAGACUUCAGGCUGGGAACCCAACCCAGUCAAUGCUACAGUACUACCUCAUUCUAGAAUUCUUCGCUUGAUACAUCCAUCGCAACAAACAUGGCGGCCCGCGCAACGUACAACUUCACCAAGACGUGGCUCACGGACCCGUCGACGUACCCCAUCAUCGCCAUCAUGACAGUCGCGCUCACCGGCGCGUCGUUCACCAUGAUGCGGUACUCCACCCAACACCCCGAUGUGCACUUCGACAAGGACCGCCGUCAAGACUUCUUCACGUAUCAACCCGGCGAAGGCGAGCACUGGCGCGCUCAUCGGUUCACGUUGGCCAACGGCAAGCGCAACCCGAUCAACCAGUCUCAACUGUUCGACCCCAUGUUCGAACGCCCGGAAAACCACCACAUCCACCGCUAAGCACUAGCCCCGCUUCUAUUUUACUGUUAACGUUAAUACAUGUUGUGACUUUCACUAACAUA